Molecule: messenger RNA, 7384 nt
Organism: Lottia gigantea (owl limpet)
Lineage: Eukaryota; Metazoa; Mollusca; Gastropoda; Lottiidae
Exons: 40
Coding region: 1-5517 (1838 amino acids)
Biological process (GO): reticulophagy; autophagosome assembly; autophagy of mitochondrion
Cellular component (GO): extrinsic component of membrane; phagophore assembly site
Molecular function (GO): phosphatidylinositol-3-phosphate binding
Source: RefSeq, a predicted model, not a curated record
AUGCCUUGGUUUAUACCGAUUCCGGAAUCAUGGAAGAAACGGGCUUGCAGAUACCUUCUACAGAGAUAUGUGGGCCAUUUUCUGAAGGAAAAACUGUCACUUGAUCAGCUGAGUGUUGAUUUAUUCAGUGGAAGGGGAGUCAUUAAAGAUCUAAAUUUAGAUGUAGAGGCAUUAAAUGAAUCACUAGAUAAAGUGAAUGCACCAAUAGAAAUUAUUGAUGGCUAUAUUAGUACUAUAUCAAUGGCCAUUCCCUGGUCCUGUCUACUCUCUGAGAGUAUGGAGAUAGAAAUUAAAGGGUUAGAGAUAACCAUACAGUUAAAACAAUACACCUUCCUAAACACAGCCUCAAUGUUUAGUAGUAUGACAUCAAGUUUACAGCUAGCAGAAGAAGUUAUAAAUUCAGAUAAAUCAGCUAGUGAUGCUACACCUGAAUCUGAACCGUUUGAAGGUGUACAGAUGUUUGCCCAGACCAUUGAAUCAGUGUUGUCAAGAGUAAAGUUAUCACUAUUAGAUACUAUUAUUAGACUAGAACAUGUUAACAAUGAUACAGAGAAAGGUAUUGCUCUAGAACUUAGAAUUGAAAGAAUUGACUAUUUUGAUGAUUUAGCUAAUGAGCAGGGAAGUCCAGUAGAUGAUUGUGAAGCCAACAAUCUAAAACUACCAGCAGAAGCUUUUAAAAACCUACAUUUAAUGGGUGUAUCUUUAUAUUGUGACGAGUUCUCACGAACAGUCCAGAAAACACCGACCAUGGAAGACUCUUUGGAUAUUAAUAUUAGUAGUUCAACUGAGAGUAUGCAUCAACACGUUACAUUUCAACCGCAAUCUACAGCCUCAUCAGAAACCCUGGUCACCAACAACCAACCUAUUAAAAUAGCUGUUUUCACUGGUAAACAGGUUUUAAAAGUUAAAGUCAAACAAAACGAUUCCCUGUCUGGACCUAAGAUGGAUGUAGAUUGUCAGAUUGGUGCUAUACAUAUAUUGUUAUCACCAUGGCAGGUUCAUGGUCUAUUAUACAUGUUGAAUAAUAUAGAUACACAAGGAUCUUCGAAAAGAAAUUCCAAGAAGAAAUCUGCUAGAGAUAAAUUGAUGAGUUCUACUGAUUAUCAGGUAGUAGAACAUGAAUUACAAAAACAACUACAGACUACACGACUAAAUCAACCUUUACCAGAACCAGAUUUACAUUAUUUUACUCAAUCUGAAAAUUUAUUAGAUGAUUCUAAUGAUGAAUCUGAGGAGAUAUAUUUUUCUACAUAUGGCUCUAGAAAAUCAGAUCUAUCAGAGAUGGAGACUUCAACAUCCAGUAUUAAAACUGAUACUACAAUGAGAACUAACAGUACAGCUACCACACUAUUAGCAAAGUUAAACUUCGUAAUAUCAUCAUCAAUGAUCUUUUCAAAUGUUUCAGACAAUCUCCAGAAAUAUGCCGAUGAUCCUGCAGCCGAGAUAAGUCACUAUAGAAUGAAGAUAACAUUUGUAUCAGUUUGUAUCUUACAUGAAAACCAAAGUGCCUCUACUCAAGACGUCUUCACCCCUGCAUUGUCAGCAACAGAGAAGUUAAGACAGAUCUCGGACAAGUUUUUUCAGGCUGUGUCCAGAAUUACCUUCGCUGGUGUCAAUGUUUCUCUGAAAGAAUUGAGGGACCAAUUUUCCAAGAUUUUACCCCAUGAUCAUUUAGGAUUUCUUGGUAAACCAUUCACGGUUGACUGUACACAGAAAGUGGCACCACGGCAUAAAACAUUAUCAGUUGAUUUUGUUAUUGGUAUGGCUGAACUGGUCGAAUGCCUGUUUGAUAGAAAAUGCUGGACAGUCUGCACACAUUCAGUUAUAAUUAGUCCUUGUCAGAGAGAGAGAGAGUUCUUUCCCUUUUGUUAUGAAAGUUUUGCAACAAAAAAGAAAAAUAUUGGUCCUAAAUUUAAUCACUCUUCCAAUGACCUCAAAUCCCAAAAGACAGAGUCUUCAAUUCCUGUUAAUCCAUUACAAUGUGAAGUGGACAUUACGAUUAUUGACCGGUUGUCUACACUACUAAACAAUGAUACCUAUAGUAGUUCUGAUAGUAAAUCUACUAGUAAUCUCUAUAAUGACUAUAAUCGACCAUAUAACAGUAUGUUAUUUAAUGAAGCCAUUAUGGAUGAAGUUCCUACAGAUAAACUAGAUAUUACUUUAACUAGUCAGUCAGCUACACUGUGUAUUAGGUUUCCAAAACCAGACCUGAGAUCAUCAACAGAAAGACUUCCAUGGUGGCAACGUAAUUUACAUAAAGAAAUAUUAAUCCUACAGUUACGCAAUUUUAAAGUUUUAACUCAAGUAAACAGUGGCUCAAAUGAAUCUAGUAAAUUAGAAUUUACUUGUAGUGAUAUAUCAGCAUUUUUCCAAGAAGACUGUACCCCUAUAUUAAUAGCCUGUAUUACAUCUGAUGAUACAUGUGAUAACUCUGAGAAAGAUGAAGGUUUUAAUUGGCCGCGACUGGUAAUAACAUCACAUCAGAUCUCGUCUGCUCUUCAACAAGAUGAACACGGAGACUCCAGUGAUUCUACCCCUCAUGAUUCUUUAAACGGUGCUUGCCAGUUCGCUAAGUCUGACCCCUCCCCCUUCUCCGCGAAAAAGUGUUCUGAAACAUAUUUUCAGUUGGUACUACCUGGUAAUGAAGAAGAAUUGAAACAGUUUAGAGAAAAAGAGAGCAGUAAUACCAAAUUAUUAGUAGAAAUUGUACUACCAAAUGUUGUUGGUGUAUUACAUAGUAAACAAUUCUUUGAAUUGCUCUAUAAUAGAGUAAAUAAUGAUUUGUUGCUAUGGGAACCAAUGGCGCCAUCACCUAUUAAUACACAAGAAAAGAUCCACCACAGUUUGAAUGUAUUGUCUCCACAUAAUGCCAAUUCUGAUUCUGAUGAUGAAUCUUACAACUAUUAUUCAAUAAGAGAAAACAAACAGAAGAAACAAACAUCACAUUCACCCACGUUACAGAGUAAAAUGUGUUUAUGUUUAAAUAUUGGCCAUGGGAAAGUUUUAGCCAAUAAACAUGGUGAAAUAUUAGCUGUGAUAGAUGAUACCGUCCUAUUCUCUGUUGUAUGUCAUAAUGGUGAUCCUUAUCUCAGAUAUCUCUGUUUUCAAGCCAAUAAAAUAGACCUUUGUCAUAAUGGUACUUUAACUGAGCCUAGUCUGAGUGGUGAGGGAGCGUUAGAUUCUUUACGAAGUGAACAGACACGAAGUUUACAUCCCUGUAUUAGACGUAGUGUUAGAGGCAUACCAUCUAAACUUGCUGGACAAGUUGGUAUCGGUACUGAUAGUAAAGAUAUGUUAACAGUGGCUGUUAAAUCCAAAUUAGAUACCAUUAAUAAUGUCAAGGACUAUACUGUAUCUGUUUGUGUUAAAGGAGGAACAUUACAUCAUAGAAUGUGUGAUACUGGUGAAAGUUGGAUCACUCAGGCUUUAGAUUUAUUAGAUUUACGAGACUAUCCUAUAUUAGGAUAUAUAGAACCUAAAGUUGUCACACAAUUACAUCUACAUUUAUGGAGUUGUUCUAUAGACUAUAGACCUCUAUAUCUUCCAUUAAGAUCAAUGUUAACUGCAGAUACAUUUAGUAUAUCUAGUAAUAUAGUAACAGGUUCACAAACAUCAUUGUUACGGUUUCAGUUAGAUGAUGCAGCUCUAUUUCUAUCAGAUAAACAAUACAUGGAAGUCAAUAUUAAAGAUGAAUAUGUUUGUGUGGGUGAUUUAGAAAGAUUAGAAUUAUCUUUAAAAACCAAUGAUGGCAAAAAUCAGAAAUAUCCUAAAACUGACCUUCGUAUCCAUACCAAUCGUAUUAAUAUCAGAACCUGUUCAGAUUCCUGUAGUGCAUUAGCUGAUCUAAUACAAUAUUUCGCUACAGACGGUGAUCUUCAACCUAAUCACCACAUACUUUUGAUCAAGAUGUGUAUUCCUCUAUUUCAGCCUAAAGAUGGUGAACCAGCGGUAAGAACAUUGACCAAUGAACCAAUAGUGAUUAUAGAGAAUUAUAUAGCACCUCCAAUAGGUAAAACAGAUCUAUUAAAACAACCUGAUGACUUCCCUACACCUGAUAGUAGAUAUACCUUGAAAGAGUUGACAGUAGUAUGGUACAUGUAUGGCGGCAAAGAUUUUGGUAUGGCCAACAGAUCUAAAGGUUGGUAUUAUAUCAUUGUCUGUUGUGGACCAGGGCGUGACUGUGAUACUUUAAUGGAACUACAACUUAGUAAAGUACGCUUCCAAUAUGAUGUUUAUCCACAACAUACAGUACAAGCUUCAAGACAAGUUUUAAUAAUACACGAAGUGGAGAUCAGAGAUAGACUAUCUAGUUCUAGUAUUAAUAAAUUCCUCUACCAAUAUACCUCCGAAUCAUUACCUAGACAAACUCAUGCUAAUAUGGUAUUAAUCAAAGCUAUACACACCAGACCAGACCCUAACCUACAUAGUCAGGAAUGUGCUUUAAAAGUUAGUUUAUUACCACUUCGAUUGAACAUAGAUCAGGAUUCUUUGUUCUUCCUACGAACAUUCUUCAUGGAAUUAUCUGGAGAAAAACCAUCCAAUCCUUACGAAGUGUCCACCAAUUCUGAUCAGAAACCAGUAAAUGUACCGAAAGGUGUAUCACCCCCCACCCCUGCUCCUCAGGAUGAAGCUUUACAAGCUAAGUUAUCAGAAGAGUCUUCAGAUGCUGGUGAAACAGAGAGUCAACCCGUUUUUAUCAAAACCUUUAUAUUUUCUCCUGAUGUACAUAUAAAAUUAGACUAUCAUGGUAAAAGAUUGGAUAUGCAACAGGGAACACUAGCUGGUCUGUUAGCAGGUUUAGCUCAACUAAACUCUUCAGAAUUAAAGUUACGCAGGUUGAAUUAUAAACAUGGUUUAUUGGGUAUGGAUAAAGUUCUGGCCUAUUCAGCACAUGAAUGGUUAACAGACAUCAGAAGAAACCAACUGCCAAGUAUAUUGGGUGGUGUAGGACCCAUGCAUUCUUUUGUUCAAAUAGUUCAUGGUAUAAAAGAUUUAUUCUGGCUGCCAGUAGAACAGUAUAAGAAAGAUGGUAGAAUAGUGAGAGGUCUUCAGAGAGGUGCUAGUUCAUUUACAACAUCAACAGCUAUGGCUCUGUUAGAGUUAACUAAUAAACUGGUUCUUUCUAUACAGUAUGUAGCAGAGCUAACCUAUGAUAUGUUAUCACCAGGACCUAGUGUCAGACAGCCAAAACUUAAACAUAAAAGGUUUAUGACUCAUAGAAUUCGUAAAGGUCAGCCCUCUGAUUUGAGAGAAGGUGUUAACAAUGCUUAUAUUGUUAUUAAAGAGGGAUUUGGUGAUGCAGCUAAUAACUUGGUGAGAGCUGCUACAGAAGAACAGGAACAAAAAGGAUUGACAGGUGUUGUAGGCGGAGUUUUGAGACAGAUCCCACCCACAAUUGUUAAACCAGUAAUCAUAGCAUCAGAGGCCACAUCCAAAGUUUUAGGUGGAAUGAGAAAUCAACUGAGACCGGAAUCUAAGAAAGAAGAUGAAGAAAAAUGGAAGGGAGAUGAGAAAUAGAUCAGAUUUCAACAGCAUUUUUUUUAAUAUUAAUAAAUUCUUUAUAUGGGUCAGAAUUAAGUCUGCAACACCAAAGUGACAUGGUCUAGUCUAAUAUUCUAGAUAAUAUAUUAUCUGAACCUAUCUGAACCAUCAUAACUUUAAAAUAAUCCUAAAUAUAUCAAAAACACAAGAGAAUAUAUUAUGGUAUGAUUCACUUCUUUAAUAACAAAGUACGUAACGUUUCAACACAAUUUUCACGUGUCGUCAUCAGAUGAAAAGAAGUGUGCUAUAACAUAAUGUAUUUAUUUGUUAUAUCUGCUCCUAAAUGUCGUUCAAAUGAUAAUGAUAUGACUCCUGAUUGGAUAAUUUUUUAUUGAUUUAACCCACACAGAACACUAGUUGUGAAUAAAUGUGUAAGAUUUUAUAAAAACCAAAAUGAUUCAACAUAUAGUAUAUUGUGUAGUUUAGUCCAAAAGAUUAAAUAAUGAAAUAAACUCAAAAGCUGAUGUGAAAAAAAAAUUUCUUUAUUUUUUUUUAUGACAUUUCCCCUUUUUUAGUUUACUAUGUAUAUAUUGUUUAGAAAAUUUCUAUUAUAGUUGAUUUUAAUAAGUUAUUAGAUAUGGUUUGUUUGUUAUGUUUUUAUAUUAUUGUGCCAUCCCUUCAUCAAAAUCAGUAGUUUCAAUGCUUAUUUCUGAAAUUAAAAGUCCCUGAAACGUAUUGCUUACACAGCACAAAUUGAAAUCUACUUUUACCAUUUUUGAAGUAAAAUGAACAGUGUUAGUGAAAUCACUAAGUUUUUUGUAUGUAGGCUAGCUGUUAGAAGGCAUUUGUUGGUUGUGGAUUCUAAUCAAGCGUCCGUUCUGACUAUUCCAGUUGACCCAGCUGUAAAGUGGUUCUUGUAAUCCAAGAGAGAGCAAUGCUAAGUAAGAGGUUUAGCUACGGAUCAGCUGGUAGACAGGAUCCUAGUGAACCUUAGAUGUUACCUUUGUAUAAAAUAUUUUGAUUCUUUCUUUUCUAUCAGUGCUCAAUAUUUUAUUCUUUGUUUUAGUCUUCAGAACUCUAUCUUGUAUCUUACAUAGAUAAAUAUUUAUUGUCUUAAAGGGUAUUGUUGUCUAACUGUGCAUUUUACCUGCUGAUAGAACUCAGCUCUCUGUAACACUCUUGAAAAUGAACAUCUGCAGUCAAGUUUGUCUACAAUCGAAAGUGAACUGCUGUUAACCUGCAGUACUUUAGACAAUUACUAAUUAAAUCAGAAAAAAAAUAAAAUAGUAGGGAAUAUUGUUCAUUUUUUCAGACAUUUACAAUUCUUUUAAUAUAAAAAAGCUUUAAUGGACUCCACCACUGAGAUAAAUUGCAGUUUUUUUUAUCAAUUACCGAAGUCAAAUGUUUAUUCUGACAAAUCAGCAUGUAUCAACUAAUAAUAGUGAUAUACUGUACAUUAUUUGCUUUCUAUGGUGCUUUAAUUUAAAAAAAAAGCUGAAUGUGUGUGUUUAUUAAAGGGAUUGUAAGAUGAUUUCUAAAAAAUGUAUGUGUAUCUUCGAUACAGAUAGUUUCGAUUUACACCAUUUCAGUUUUUAGUGGACUUCUGCGAGCUUUGCAAUUGCACUUAAACUAGGACGUGGCCCUUAGAUAUUAUUAACAAUUUUUGUGAUAGUUUCGUUAUAAGAGGCUUAGUUUUGGCUGAAUUGUACGAAUCACAGAUCUCUGACUAAAGAUUUGAAUGGUGCUAUCAGUGUCCCUCGAUACACAUAUACAAGUUUUUCGAAAAUCUGUUUGCAAUCUCUUUAAAGCUGCAAUGUAUAUAUGAAUGUAUAUGUCAGUCACAUUGUCAAUUUAAUAUAUAUUCUAACUGUGAUAAACAAUGUAAAUAAACAAUGCAAUAUAU